Messenger RNA from Wallemia mellicola CBS 633.66, 360 nucleotides. RefSeq lists its product as hypothetical. The transcript is spliced from 3 exons. Gene Ontology annotation, molecular function: protein heterodimerization activity. The annotation marks the transcript as partial. The record is from RefSeq and is a predicted model, not a curated record. NCBI's taxonomy places the organism in Eukaryota, Fungi, Basidiomycota, Wallemiomycetes, Wallemiales, Wallemiaceae.
AAUGGCACCACCAAAACCGAGCUAUCCAAGAUCGACGCUGAGUAAAAUAAUAAAGGCACAGAAACCAAACAAGAAAAUAGGCCCUAAUUUGGAUAAAAUUGCGUACGUCGCACUCCUCUCUUUCUUGCAGCGAACAGCCCAGGAGACGCGUAUCGUAGCCCAGGAAACUUACGGCGGUGACGGUGGACGCAAAAUGUCCCGCAAGGAGAUCGGCAGAGCCGGUAGACGCGUGAUUAGACGCAUUUCUUUACAGACAAACCCAAAUCGUACACAAUAAGAUAUAGUCUAACUUGUUCACUUCUUGUAUUUCUACACUCGACCUCCUUUCUCACUAAUAUUAGUACUCCAAUAUAUGCAUAU